CAACCUCAAAUCCUUUGUGGUUACUCAUCCUUCAACAUCAAAAAAAGCUUAUAAUUUCGUUGGAAAAACUGGCCCUUCAUCCGCCUCAGAAGGAAGGAUUAGCAAAUUCAACACGGCAGGCAUUGUAUCCAUUUGAGUGCAGACAGGCAAAACUCACAUAUUCAGGGAGAUUUUCAGCAAAUGUCUGUCUUCAAUAUGAGGGCGAUGCUGCUAUUGUUCAAGACAGUUUUAGUUUUGGGCAGUUUCCCAUAAUGCUAAAGUUUAAGCGAUGCAACUUGAGAGGUGCUUCUCCCCGGAAACUUGUGUCAUUGAAGGAAGAGGCAUCGGAAAUGGGCGGUUACUUCAUCGUGAAUGGCCUUGAGAGAUAUAUUCGACCUAUAAUUAUGCCAAAACGAAAUUAUCCAAUGAGUACGGUACGAAGUUCAUUUAGUGAAAAGCGGGAAGGAUAUGCUGAUAAAGCAGUUGUAAUAAGGUGUGUAAGAGCUGAUCAAACCUCAUUAACGGUAAAAUUAUAUUACCUUCAUAAUGGGAGUGCAAGGCUUGGUUUCUGGAUACAAGGAAGAGAGUACAUGCUUCCUGUGGGUAUUUUUUUGAAGGCCCUCAUUGACACCACUGACAGAGAAAUUUAUGUAAAUUUGACAAGCUGUUAUAAUGAAAAGUAUGAAAAAGAAAAGGAAAAGUAUGCAAUAACAGACAUGAGGAAGUUAGCCAAUAGGAUGCAAUUUGGAAUUCCUGAAGAGAGCUCUUUAGGGGACGGUCUUGGUGAGGGUUAUGGAAUGCUUGGUCAAGCUGGCAGUGGCAAGCUUCGUGUGUCAGCAGGUCAAAGCAAACUUGCUGCAAAAGUUGCUAAAAAAGUUAAGGAAAAGGAUUAUGGUAGCAGUGGUGCUACAUCUGGUUUAACCUCAAGUCUUGCAUUUACACCAGUACAGGGGAUCGAGCUGACAAAUCCACAGGCUCAUGCGCAUCAACUUGGUAGUGGAACUCAAAGCACCUACUUCUCUGAAACAGGAACCAUUUGAACAUCAAGCUACAAUGAAACCAGAAA
This is a messenger RNA of Lathyrus oleraceus (garden pea), 1045 nucleotides long. RefSeq names its product DNA-directed RNA polymerase I subunit 2. The coding region runs from base 252 to 1019 and encodes 255 amino acids. Lineage: Eukaryota; Viridiplantae; Streptophyta; Magnoliopsida; Fabales; Fabaceae. The transcript has a single exon. Gene Ontology annotation, cellular component: U4/U6 x U5 tri-snRNP complex; precatalytic spliceosome; U4 snRNP. Gene Ontology annotation, biological process: DNA-templated transcription; mRNA splicing, via spliceosome; spliceosomal tri-snRNP complex assembly. The record is from RefSeq and is a predicted model, not a curated record. Gene Ontology annotation, molecular function: DNA binding; DNA-directed RNA polymerase activity.